Messenger RNA from Argiope bruennichi, 360 nucleotides. RefSeq names its product histone H2B-like. The coding region runs from base 1 to 360 and encodes 119 amino acids. Gene Ontology annotation, molecular function: protein heterodimerization activity; DNA binding; structural constituent of chromatin. The record is from RefSeq and is a predicted model, not a curated record. Gene Ontology annotation, biological process: nucleosome assembly. Gene Ontology annotation, cellular component: nucleosome. Lineage: Eukaryota; Metazoa; Arthropoda; Arachnida; Araneae; Araneidae. The transcript has a single exon.
AUGGGAGAUAAAAACCUUUAUGUUCGUAGAGAAAAAAGAAAACGCAAUCAGCUCCGAUAUGUCAAGAAAGCAUCUUUUGAAAGCUACAUAAGAAAACUUCUUCGCAAUUUAUCUGGCCAAGGUAGGGCUAGCAUUUCUGAACCAGCGUUGGCGAUCAUAAAUGACAUGAUAAAACACUUUUUCACGGAUCUAUCAUUAGAAGCCACGGAAUUGAUGACUGCAUCCAAGAAGCGGACAUUGACAGCUUGGGACAUCCAAGACGCUGUCCGAGCAACUUUAAAGGGUGAGGUGGCCAAUCAUGCAAUUAGUGAGGGACAAAAGGCGGUGACAAUGUAUAUUGACAUGACACGCCAAGGAUGA